UAAGUAUCGACGCUAAGUAUCGAAAUGCAUCCUUUGCAUAAAAUCAUCUUGUAACAGCUUGUACCAUUCUAUUGUAGUAUGAAAAUUUAAUGUACGAUUUGAAUUGCAUUAAAAACUCAAGGUGCAUUAAAAUGACCUUAUAGAAUUUCCUAACAGUUGGUCGCGUGCCUUAAUACCAUUAAGAAAUCAAUUUCGAUCGAGAAGGUCGCUCGCAAAAAUUGCGAGUAUUCAAUUAUGUUUUUCAAAAGAUACAUGUCGUACGUGGAGGUCUGCGUACCUUUAAAAGAAGGGAUAAUUGUGGCAUGUAUACACAACACGGUUGUCAAGACAACAGAUUUUGACAACAGAAGAGGCAGUGGGCAGUGAGUGUUGUAACAAACAGAAAGGAUCUACACAGAUUUACAGAAAAAUCAUGAAAGAAAAUACUAAGCUCCUUGUGAUUGAACUAAACAAAUUAUUGGAUCGUAAUUACAAUGUAAUUUAUUUCAAUUCCCUAAGUUCGGAGGAACUAUUACAAGUCUUGAAAGAGGUGUUGAUUAAGAUACAGGAUCAGAGUGAUGCAAAUGUUGAUACUAGAAAUGGAAGCCCUGAAGAGACUUCCAUUUACAUUUUGUCUGUCCUACGUGUGCUUAAUUAUCAGCCCCAAGUAGAUCCUGCAACCUUUAGACAAGGUCUUAUUCGAGGUGAUCCUGACAUGAUUCAUCCUAUCUUGACCUGGCUUUUGUCUAAUUUGGACAUUGUUAGGAAGAGAGCUUAUUUGUCUCGUUUCUUAGUGAAGAUAGAGGUUCCUGCUGAGUAUUUAAGCGAUGCGGAAGUCUCCUCUUUGUAUGAACAGUACACAGCUUCGAUCAAUAGAUUCAAAACCGUUCACAAAGAGAGAGAAAUAGGGAAGAAGAAUUUCGAGAAUGCGAGCGAGCUCACUGCAGAUUUGAAAACAAUGGAGAAAGAAAAAGAAGCUGUGACGAUACGUAUUGAAAAGAUGAAAGCAAAAGCAGAACCAGGCAUUCAUUUUUUAGAUGCAGCUCGAGCAUUGCGCAUAGAAAAAGAUAAAGAACGUGAUCUGGCGUUGCAGGAGGAACAAGAGAAAGAAAUUUUGUCCACCUUGCAGACUUCACUGCAAAGACUAGAACGCGAACUGCAGAUUUUAAAAAAGGAUGAGAACGAAGUUACAGUUAAAUCACUGCUGCAACAAUUGUCUGAGGCAAUAACGGUUCAAACGAUAGUAACUAAUGAAAAGAUACCAGCUGAAAUAAAGACAAAAAAUGAUCGCAUAAAAGCUUUAGUCGCGGUUAAACAGUAUUCCUAUUUGGGUCCGGAUCAAAUAACUGCAUUGAGAAAUAAAUUGGAUACUAUAUCCGUAGAAAUUCAAAAAAUGAUAGAACAUAAGAUCUCAAAAAGCAAUAUCGAUAAAAUUGAGCCAUUCCGGCAACAAGCAGCUGCUGUUACAAAUAUUAAAAGAAAUGCGUUGGAACGAUUAGAGAAGACAGAGAGAUCCUUGCAAGAAUUGCAAGGGAAAUUAGAAGAGAAACAGGAACUAUCGAAAUUUAUGGUAGAAGAUAUAGUACCUAAAGGGGAGGAGUUAAAAAAGUACGUAAAUCGCUUGAAGACUAGGGGUACACUUUACAAGCACUGUAAAGCUGAAUUGGCGUGGCUUGCUGCAGAGAGUAGUGUGUUGUAUCGAACAACCGCCAUUUUGGAAUAUCAGGUUAAUCAAGGUAACCAAGCGAAAGAAAUAUUAGAAAAUGUACAGAAAACUAUUCCGGAUAAUUUUACGGUAGAAAAUGCAUUAUCCAUGAAUGUUAAAUUAUUUAGAGACAUAUCCGCUUUUCGCGGAAAAUUGGUUCCGUUCAUAAAUGACGUACAGACAUUGAGGAAGAAGUCGCACCAAUAUCAGCAGCAACAAGAACAAGUAAAAAAAACGCAUAACAAUGUAGAGUCGAAUAUGAAUGUUUCUAUUAAUGAUUUGCAGUCUGAAAUAGAAAAUAUCAAAUUAAAAAUGACAAAGGAUGUUGAAGAGAAAGAAAAAUUGCAAAAACUUAUUAAAAGAAUGAAAAAUACAGAGGAAAGAAUAAGUCGUGAUGCUGAAGAUUCUAAAAUCUCUGAUCCUGGUAAAAAACUUAAGGAAGAAUUAAACUCUGCUAUCGUAUCCGAAGAAGCGAAAAUAAAAAGUUUAUUAACAGAAAAAGAUCGUUUGAAGGAGAUUGUUGCAGUGAAGGAAAAACAAACACAAAUGUGGAGUGAUAUUUUGUCGAUUUUUCAAUGUAAAAUAAAAUCUGCCGAAGAAACGAAGCAAUCAAAUGGUAUCGUUGUCCGACGAGGAGGUGCAGAAACUUUAGUUUUACAGUAAUUAUUCCUUCUUUUUUUUUCCUUUUUUCAGUAUGAUAUUUUAUGAAUUUUUUGAAAUCAGAAAUAAACUAUACAUAUAA
Messenger RNA from Osmia bicornis bicornis, 2426 nucleotides. Its product is annotated as intraflagellar transport protein 81 homolog. The transcript has 13 exons. Gene Ontology annotation, cellular component: centrosome; cilium; intraciliary transport particle B. The record is from RefSeq and is a predicted model, not a curated record. Gene Ontology annotation, molecular function: tubulin binding. The coding region runs from base 413 to 2347 and encodes 644 amino acids. Gene Ontology annotation, biological process: intraciliary transport; cilium assembly. NCBI's taxonomy places the organism in Eukaryota, Metazoa, Arthropoda, Insecta, Hymenoptera, Megachilidae.